GCCCAGACAGACACGUUGGGCUGUGUGGGCUCUGGUUCUAGCCUCAAGCUCUGCUGGUCGAGCCUGACUGCCACCAAUGAAGGACCACAAAACGAAAAACCACUGGGGAACUUCCACAGCUCGUCCGCACCUUUUUCAAAGGUCACCGACCUGUGAGGAAGGAGUGAUCCGGUUUCAUCUCUAUUUGUCAAUGACACUGAACUUUCAUGUUCCUGACGAGAGCUUUUAUCAAGUGAGACGAUGGCCAAGGUGUGCGGCCUCUACGUCGGGGUAGUAACAGCUCUGGCCUUAUGUAAAUACUCCCUGGCAGAAUGGAAUGCCACCGACGAGUCGGCCAAUCGAACCGAGUCCCUCGGGCAUCACCACGGCAACGGAGACAACUGCACAGUUUCACCGACAGACCCGAUAGAUACAGGGCAGUGGACCGGUCACUUCUCCGAAUGUCCAGAGGAACUGACGCACUACUGCAUCCACGGGGAUUGUCGUUACAUCCGAGAACAGGAGGCCCCGUCGUGCAGGUGUCAGCGGGGUUACAUCGGCUCCAGGUGUGAAUAUCUGGACCUCGACUGGCGGAUAGGAGAGAAGCGACAAAUCGUAAUCGUCUGCAUCAUCGCGGGGCUCGUUCUCCUCGUCCUCCUCAUUGUGUUCAUGUGCUUCUGUUCACAUCGCAGGUGCAGAUUGUGGCGGCGGAGGGGAAGACGGAGGGAAGAAGAACACAGGAACGGGACGGAGAAGCUCCCCAUGAUGGACGCCGGCGCGUCGCACACGACCUCGAGGACCGGCUCCACCGAGGCCGCACACACCGACAGCGUAUGAGACGAGUGCGCGACCUCAAGCCGGGGACUUGUUUGGACAUCAGGGACUUUGUCUUUCAUGGGACAGCUGCUGCCUCUUCUCUCACAGCGACGGCCGUGAGCCAUCGGAGGUCCUCUGAGCGGGCAGGAGGCCCGAAGGCUGUUAGACCCUCCUCAAAGGCUGAGUUAUACCCUUCUAAAGGCUGUUAGACCCUCCUAAAGGCUGAGUUAGACCCUCCUCAAAGGCUGUUAGACCCUCCUAAAGGCUGAGUUAGACCCUCCUCAAAGGCUGUUAGACCCUCCUAAAGGCUGUGUUAGACCCUCCUAAAGGCUGUUAGAUGCUCCUAAAGGCUGUGUUAGACGCUCCUAAAGGCUGUUAGACCCUCCUAAAGGCUGUUAGACCCUCCUAAAGGCUGUUAGACCCUCCUAAAGGCUGUUAGACCCUCCUAAAGGCUGUUAGAUGCUCCUAAAGGCUGUUAGACUCUCCUAAAGGCUGUUAGGCCCCCCUAAAGGCUGUGUUAGAUGCUCCUAAAGGCUGUGUUAGACCCUCCUAAAGGCUGUGUUAGAUGCUCCUAAAGGCUGUUAGGCCCCCCUAAAGGCUGUGAGACCCUCCCAAAGGCUGUGUUAGAUGCUCCUAAAGGCUGUUAGACCCUCUCUAAAGGCUGUUAGACCCUCUCUAAAGGCUGUGUUAGACCCUCCUAAAGGCUGUUAGAUGCUCCUAAAGGCUGUGUUAGACGCUCCUAAAGGCUGUGUUAGACGCUCCUAAAGGCUGUUAGACCCUCCUAAAGGCUGUUAGACCCUCCUAAAGGCUGUUAGACCCUCUCUAAAGGCUGUGUUAGACCCUCCUAAAGGUUGUUAGAUCCUCUUCUUAUAGGGUAGCCUUGCCUGGAUAAUUGAUGAACCUUCCAAACAAAUAAGAUAAACACAAGUUGGAGACUUGGUUAAGCUGGGUGGUUUUUUCCCCGAUGCCGCGCAGCAGCAGGUGCUUGUGUCUGUGUUUAGUAAUCAGUGGUUGCUAUGUCGGAAAAAAGCUGUGACACCAGCUGGCAGCCGGUAAUAACAGUUGUUCUGGUUCGUAGUUUAAGUGGGAGACACGUGGACUGAAAAAUGAGAGGGAAAGGCACUGUUAAGCACACUCUGUGUAAAUAGAUCAUUUAAUGUCUGGUGAUGCUUCAGCAUCACGUCUCUAUGUGUCAUGUUGUUUCUGGUGAGCCCACAGAUUAUUUAUGUAUGCCUCCAUGUGGACCCUCGCAGAAUAUUGUUACUCAUGAACGUCAGCAAUGCAAGCGGAGCCUUCUCUGUACGACACGGUCGCACUUCUGGACUCCCGGGUUUGGACGAGGACAAGGAGAACUUGUGCCGGAGGCUUUUUUUGAACCGUACAUUCGGAGCCGAGCGGUCUCCGAGGCUAGAACAGCCGAGCCUGUGUGCGGAGGCCCGGCGGAGGUGAAAGUGCUCCACUGUAUGAGACACUUUCACAAACUGUCUGCCUUUCACAGGGCUGUUUUUACCGUGUGUGUGUGUGUGUGUGUGUGUGUGUGUAUCAACUGCAUCUAAAUGUAGAAGGAAGAGGCAGUGAAGUCGGCUCCCGCUGUUUAUACGCCACCCAUCAAUAAAUAUGUCGACUGUC
Messenger RNA from Pseudoliparis swirei, 2424 nucleotides. RefSeq names its product betacellulin, epidermal growth factor family member (gene btc). Lineage: Eukaryota; Metazoa; Chordata; Actinopteri; Perciformes; Liparidae. Gene Ontology annotation, biological process: positive regulation of mitotic nuclear division; epidermal growth factor receptor signaling pathway; positive regulation of cell population proliferation. The record is from RefSeq and is a predicted model, not a curated record. Bases 241 to 816 code for a protein of 191 amino acids. The transcript is spliced from 5 exons.